Messenger RNA from Staurois parvus, 370 nucleotides. Lineage: Eukaryota; Metazoa; Chordata; Amphibia; Anura; Ranidae. The record is from the annotation of a GenBank genome assembly.
UGACUGUCAGUUCGUGCACACUGCUUUGGAUGUUUGUGCACAGCACAGCCAUGCAAAGCAGUGUGAUUACAGUGAAGCACAAACACACCCAGCACACAGUCAACCCUUUGAUCGCCCCUAAUGUUAACCCCUUCCUGCCCAGUGCCAUUAGUACAGUGACAGUGCUUUUUUUUUUAGCACUGAUCAUUGUAUUGGUGCCACUGGGGAUUUCAGUGACAGCAAGUCAGUUCCCCCAGUGUCAGAAUGUCCCGCAGUCCUGCUACAAGUAGCUGAUCACCGCCAUUACUAGUACAAAUUAAAAAAACAAAAAUUCCAGUAUCUAUACCGCCAUUUGUAAAUGCUAUAACUUUCAUGUAAACCAAUUAAUUUA